GUUGCGUUUGAGAAAUGGUUGCGGACUAUUGUGUUUUAUGUUGAUGUACUACUUGUAAUUCGUAAGAAAGGUGUUAGUUUUCUUGGAGCAUAGGGUUAUAUAGUUUAAAAGCUAAGUUGCAUUUAUUAGCUAGGUGAUUAUGCCUAAAAAGAACAAACCGAACAGGAGCUGGGGCAGCGAUGGAGGAAUUCGUGAUCCAGGCAAAUAUUAUUUCGAACAUGAUGACCGUGUUAUGGAUCCUCCAAGAAGGGUGUCUUUCAAGCCCCCCAACCGCUCAAAAAGGCGAAACAAGAGCUGGGAGUUGCUGCGAUCUGUUAUGGAUGACGAUGUUGAUAUGUCAGGUGCAAGCACCAGCGGAUCAAGAUCUUAUGAUCGCUUCAAUCCAUACAGCGGAAGGGGGGGACGCUCACACAGCAGUGGCAGUGGAAGGGUCAGAAGAUCAGGUCGCAAUUCACCUUCAUCAAAUGCCUCUGGCCAUAGGCGGAAGUUAGUUCCCAACAGUUGUACUUGGUACAAAGUUGUGCUACCACAUGGAGGUAAAUACUCAAAGGAGUACAUCCUGAAGACACUAGCAAAUUAUGUUGCUCCUCUCGUGUUCAGUCCCCUGUCGUACAAGAUCAGUGGAAAUGAAUCGUAUUUUUAUGUCGAUGAUUAUGAUGCUGCAAAUGAGUUACUCAAUGCAGACAGGCGGAUUACACUGACUGAUGGGUUCAAGCUAAAUGUGAUUGUAAGACCAGCAGUGCCCAACAUUCAGCUAACAGACGGUGUUAAGGACCUUCUAAAGCAAGUCAUGGCAAAGCGGUUCAACCCAAUUACCAAAGCUCUGGACCUAUCGAAACUCCGUGAUGAUCCAGAUAUGAUGGAACACGCACUCCCUAUCCAACGGCCUGCUGUAUUAUCUGCUAUGCUGGAUCUAGUUGCCGAGAACAUUUCUGAACUGGCAGCCCUGAACUUGUCUGACAACAGGCUGGGUGGAAUCGACCUUUUGGGAGUUGUGGCACGCCGCUUGCCAUCUUUGACUGUGCUACACAUUGGGAACAACAAGAUCCGUAAUAUCAUUGAGCUGGAUGCACUUAAGGGAUUGCGCCUAGUGGAACUAGUCCUUGAGGGUAAUCCUGUGUGUCGACGCUAUGAGGAUAGAAGUUCCUAUGUAAGUGAAGUCAGGAAGAGGUUUCCAAAAGUGUUAAAACUGGACGGGACGGAGCUACCGCCACCGAUUCUCUUUGACGUUCAGGAUGAAGAGGCCAAGAUUCCCCUUGCAAAAGCACAUUUUGCAUGCUCUGAACAAGGUCGUACACUCGUGCAGGCGUUCUUAGAGCAGUAUUACGGUGUAUACGACUCAGAAUCUCGCCUGCCAUUGGCUGAUGCUUACCAUGAGGAGGCACUCUUCUCAUUGUCAGCUGUGUAUCCACCAGGACAGAGUACCAGCCAUAGCCGGUUGAAUGUGUACCUUGGAAACAAUCGCAACCUGAUGCGUGUAACAGAAACAGACCGCCGGCGAAAAUUGCUGCGACGCGGACGUCAUGUGGUGGUCACUGCUCUGGCGGAUCUUCCUCGAACAGAACAUGACCCGCAGUCCUUCACAUUUGACCUUCUAAUUUUCUCACCACAGCUAAUGGUCGUGGCUGUCAGUGGUAUGUUCCGGGAGCCAGGUGGUUCAAAACCAUUCCCCAUUCGCUCAUUUAGCCGCGUAAUGGUCAUAGUACCUCAUGGAGUUGGCAUGUGCAUCACCAAUGAUGAGCUUCUUAUCACAAAUCCCACAGCAGACCAGCUGAAGGUUGCAUUCCAGCCUCCGAAACCUGUUGAGACACCAAUUACAUCUCCAGCUGGCCCAUCUCAGCUUGUUGCUGCCACGCCACCCUCUGCUGCCAUCGCUACUGCAGUAUCACCUAUAGCGAUGGCAGAUGAAGCCGUCAAACAGCAGAUUGUUGAAGCUCUGGCUCAGCAAACGGGCAUGAACCUUCUCUGGUCAAAAAAAUGCCUGGAUGACACAAAUUGGGACCCUCAAACAGCACUGAAUGCCUUCACAGAGCUCAGUAGUAAAGGCUUAGUUCCUGCCGAGGCAUUUGUGAAAUAGCCAUUUUGAUAUUCAGUCUUAAUAACAGUUUGAGAAUGUCAACAUUCCACUCGCAUGUUGCCUGUUGUGGUUGUGACAGCAGUGAAUUUUCUUCAUUAUGAAGCUCUGGUGUUCAUCCUAGAGUGAAUUUUGGUGAAGCCUUUACUAAGGCCGUAUUGAAAUUUUUUAUAAGUGUGAGAAAGAUGUAACAAUGUCCGUUUCACUAUUUUUGUAAUGUGAUUUGCUUCAGAUGCCAAUCACUGUGCUGUUGCAUGAUUCUGUAAAUCACGACAUCUUUAUAAAUUUCUCAUUCUUGUAAGAUAUUAAGGAAAACAUUCUGGAAUAGCAAUGACAACAAAAAAUUUUUCAGUUAUGCCACAUAAUGUUUCAGAACAGAAAUAUGAUUUUUUUACAUAUUUGAAUAUAUUUUUACAUACUAAGUAUGUGUUGUACAUAUACAUACCAUAGUUGUUAAGUUAUGUAUGUCUUGAAAUGCUGUAGUUGUAAGCAAAUUCAUAAAAAAAAAAAAGCUGCAUCAUUUCCAUAUCUGAUACUUGCUUUUAUGCGCAA
Messenger RNA from Schistocerca piceifrons (Central American locust), 2626 nucleotides. RefSeq names its product nuclear RNA export factor 1-like. Gene Ontology annotation, cellular component: cytoplasm; nucleus. The record is from RefSeq and is a predicted model, not a curated record. Gene Ontology annotation, biological process: poly(A)+ mRNA export from nucleus. The transcript is spliced from 14 exons. NCBI's taxonomy places the organism in Eukaryota, Metazoa, Arthropoda, Insecta, Orthoptera, Acrididae. Gene Ontology annotation, molecular function: protein binding; RNA binding. Bases 140 to 2077 code for a protein of 645 amino acids.